This is a messenger RNA of Scophthalmus maximus (turbot), 1141 nucleotides long. NCBI's taxonomy places the organism in Eukaryota, Metazoa, Chordata, Actinopteri, Pleuronectiformes, Scophthalmidae. The record is from the annotation of a RefSeq genome assembly.
AUGACCAGCCUACGAAAAUCCCACCCUAUCCUAAAGAUCGCAAAUGAUGCUUUAGUAGAUCUCCCUGCCCCCUCUAAUAUCUCAGUUUGAUGAAACUUUGGCUCUCUUCUUGGCCUCUGCUUAGCCACUCAACUCAUUACCGGACUCUUUUUAGCUAUGCACUAUACCGCGGAUAUCGCAACAGCCUUUACCUCCGUCGCCCAUAUCACCCGAGACGUUAAUUACGGUUGAUUAAUCCGAAACCUACACGCCAACGGCGCAUCCUUCUUCUUCUUAUGUAUUUAUGCACAUAUCGGCCGAGGUCUGUACUACGGCUCUUACCUUUAUAAAGAAACCUGAAACGUGGGAGUUAUCCUUCUUCUUCUCGUUAUAGCAACUGCCUUCGUCGGCUAUGUUCUUCCCUGAGGACAAAUAUCUUUCUGGGGCGCAACCGUAAUUACCAAUCUUAUGUCCGCCGUCCCCUACAUUGGCACCACCCUUGUUCAAUGAAUCUGAGGGGGCUUCUCAGUAGAUAACGCAACCCUCACCCGGUUCUUCGCCUUCCAUUUUCUCCUUCCGUUUGUUAUUGCAGCAGUAACGGUUAUUCACCUCCUCUUCCUCCACGAAACCGGCUCCAAUAACCCCGUAGGCCUUAACUCCGACGCUGAUAAAAUUUCUUUCCACCCUUAUUUUUCAUACAAAGACCUUCUCGGAUUCGUCGUCCUCUUGACAGCACUCGCAACCCUAGCUUUAUUUUCACCUAACCUACUUGGCGACCCAGAUAACUUCACACCAGCGAACCCGCUAGUCACUCCCCCUCACAUUAAACCAGAAUGGUACUUUCUGUUUGCCUACGCCAUCUUGCGGUCCAUCCCAAAUAAGCUUGGAGGCGUGCUCGCGCUACUUUUCUCCAUCCUUAUCCUGAUACUUGUACCCCUACUCCACACCUCUAAACAACGUGGACUAACCUUCCGCCCCCUCUCCCAAUGUUUAUUCUGACUACUAGUUGCAGACGUCCUUGUCUUGACUUGAAUCGGGGGCAUACCUGUUGAACAUCCUUUCAUUAUUAUUGGUCAGAUCGCAUCAGCUCUCUACUUCACCAUUUUUCUAAUUUUAUUCCCAUUGGCAGGCUUGUUAGAAAACAAAGCCCUUGCGUGAUCUU